Messenger RNA from Alternaria viburni, 231 nucleotides. RefSeq lists its product as uncharacterized. Lineage: Eukaryota; Fungi; Ascomycota; Dothideomycetes; Pleosporales; Pleosporaceae. The record is from RefSeq and is a predicted model, not a curated record. Bases 1 to 231 code for a protein of 76 amino acids. The transcript has 2 exons.
AUGACUUUCGGCGCGACUCAGAUCCUAGCAUUCUUGAAGAUGCGCAAGACCAAACCGACCAGACGACCAACCGAAACCCUCACCACCACCACACCUUCCGAAAACCCCAAAGUCCCGGAAACCCAACAAAACUUCGUACGUGUCUACCCUUCCUCAGCACCACCCCGCCGGCUCCUCCAGGUUCCGGGAAAGACUCAGCUUGGAUAUGACGGCUCCGAAGAACUCUGCUGA